Molecule: messenger RNA, 941 nt
Organism: Cuscuta campestris
Lineage: Eukaryota; Viridiplantae; Streptophyta; Magnoliopsida; Solanales; Convolvulaceae
Source: the annotation of a GenBank genome assembly
CUUUACAGUGUCAUAAUAUUAUGGUACAAACCCUUAUUUUGAAGAUAAAAAUAUAUACGGAGUAAUUUUUUUUUUGAAGAUAAAUGUUAUGUUUACUCUAAAAGAUUUUUUUAACAAUUUCGGUCGGUAUUUUCUCUCGAUCAUCUAAACAAGCACAGGAGCCAUUUUUUUAAAGAUAACAUCCCUAGAUUUUAAUUCUGAUUUUAAUGAAAAAUGGAGUUUUUGGGUCUUCUGAAAAUCCAUGUUUGCAGAGGCAUCAAUCUUGCCGUCAGGGAUACGCGUAGCAGUGAUCCAUAUGUUGUAAUCACGAUGGGAAAUCAGAAAGUGAAGUCUCCAGUUGUCAAGGAUAAUUGCAACCCUGUCUGGAAUGUGGACAUGACUCUUGCUAUCAUCAAUGAUCCAAAUAUCCCAAUCAUACUUACACUCUAUGACAAAGAUACAUUCACCGUAGAUGACAAAGUGGGGGAUGCAGAGAUAGACAUUAAGCCAUAUCUUGAAGCAAUGAAAAUGGAUUUGAAAGGGUUGCCAAAUGGUAGCAAAGUUCAGAGUGUCCAGCCAAGCAGGGAAAACUGCCUGGUAGCCGAGAGCCACAUUGCCUGGGAAAAUGGUAAAAUGACACAAGAAAUGAUCCUUCGACUAAGAAAUGUAGAAUGUGGUGAAGUUGUGAUCCAAAUUGAGGUAAUUGAUGCUCCAUCGCCUAAAGCUGAUCUCUUCUAAGGAAGGGUUUUCACACUUAUUGUUUGUUGUAGAAUUACGUUAGCGAAGCUUAAUUAUAUGUAGCUUAGCCGGUAACUUUCUAUCAGAUUCAUCUCUAUAAUAAGUUUAUGACCCUCGCAGCGUUUUGGUUCAGACAUUUGAGCUCAUUAUCUUCAAUGACAGAUACAUUUAUAGAUCUUUGUAUAUUUUAUGGCCUGGUAAAUAAAUCAAAGGUACUUGUGCCU